AUGAAGAAGACAGAAGUUGCUGAAGGCCGCUGUUACAACAUGCAUUAUCUGGAUGACAGCGAGAGUCCGCUGGAUGUACUUAUUCAUCUGACGACAUGGCUGACGUACGUUGAAACAAAGGUCGAUCACAAGUGGGACGACGGCGACUACAUUUUCCCUGCAGUAUCGAAAAUAUCGAAGAGUGUUAUCAAAACAGACGCUGUAUAUACAUAUUGCGAGAAUGCACGGGUCGAGUGGGGUAAGAAGAUGUCCGAACAGGCAGUCAUCACAUUGCUUAACUGUGCAGUUCGAGAUAUCAAUCGCAAUGGGGUGACCACCCGGGGCUACGUUCGACAACAGUGGCAAGGUAUCUGGUUCACUUCUCACACAUUCCGCCGCGCUGGCACCCAGUACAGAUUUAUGUUCGCGCCGCCUAAACGACGAUGGUCACUUCGCAUGGUAAAGUGGUGGACUGGGUGGACUCAAAACGAGUCAGCAGAAACCCUUAGGCGAUACCUCUUGGAUCAAGCAGCAGCUGAUGAAGACACCCAAAAUGCCGACAGCUUAGCCCCGGAUCGCGAAGCUCAUGUAGGGCGCCUUACUACAUUUUCUCGACGCAAACACUAA
Messenger RNA from Phytophthora infestans T30-4, 606 nucleotides. RefSeq lists its product as uncharacterized. The record is from RefSeq and is a predicted model, not a curated record. NCBI's taxonomy places the organism in Eukaryota, Oomycota, Peronosporomycetes, Peronosporales, Peronosporaceae. The transcript is spliced from 3 exons. Bases 1 to 606 code for a protein of 201 amino acids.